Funneliformis mosseae is the source of this 738-nucleotide messenger RNA. The record is from the annotation of a GenBank genome assembly. NCBI's taxonomy places the organism in Eukaryota, Fungi, Glomeromycota, Glomeromycetes, Glomerales, Glomeraceae.
AUGGCCAUCUUUGUGGACACAGAUUGCGUUGGUGAAGUUGCUCUUAGCAACCUAAAACUGUACAAAUACUCUGCGAUUGAUAAGUCACCAAUUUCAAAUUACUUAUUGAAACCAUAUUGGAAUUGGGCUGUCGAGCUUUUUCCCCUGUGGAUGGCACCAAAUUUGAUUACAUUAUGCGGUUUAGGUUUCGUUAUAUUAAAUGUUAUAGGUGUAAUAAUUUGGAUUCCAGAUCUCGUGGGUCCUGGUCCACGUUGGCUAUAUUGGAGUUUUCCGAUCGGUUUAUGGCUUUAUUCAACAUUUGAUAAUGUUGACGGUAAACAAGCUCGAAGGACAGGAACUUCGUCUCCUCUUGGAGAACUUUUUGACCAUGGUUGCGAUGCUUUGAAUUGUUCUUUUGGCUCAUUGGUUUUCUCGGCUGCACUGGGGUUGGGACAUUCUUACCGUUCUGCAACUAUUUUCCUUCUUACAGUUAUUCCUUUUUUUUUCUCUACUUGGGAAGAAUAUCAUACUGGCGUUUUAUACUUGGGAUAUAUUAAUGGUCCUACAGAAGGACUUAUAAUUGGCUGCACUUUACAGCUUUUGUCGGCCAUCGCAGGACCUGAAUGGUGGAUGAAAGAUGUGCAUGAUAUAUUUGGAGGUUCAUUUACAACACUCAUUCCAAAGGGAUGGACUUCCGCAGACAUAAUAAUAUUGGCUUUGGCUAUCGGUGCGAUCACUUUACAUAUCCCUCCAUGGUAA